Daldinia vernicosa is the source of this 1124-nucleotide messenger RNA. RefSeq lists its product as uncharacterized. Lineage: Eukaryota; Fungi; Ascomycota; Sordariomycetes; Xylariales; Hypoxylaceae. The record is from RefSeq and is a predicted model, not a curated record. The transcript is spliced from 2 exons. The coding region runs from base 568 to 894 and encodes 108 amino acids.
CGUUUUUUUAUGUCACGAUCAGACGCCUGAUGUCACGCCGGCUAUUACAAUGUUCGUUGCUAAUACGAAUUACCUAACUUAAGCCCCCUUUGCCUUCUCUCUUGCUUAUGAUGGAAGAAGGAUUCCGAUCUCAGCUAAUCCGUCGUGUUACACAGCAAACUAUUUGAUAUCAUCUACAUAUGAAGCUCGGACCGGUAAUUCGUUGGCUUUCAGGGGCUAGGUAAUCCUUUGCAAUUUGCGCCAUAAGCCUACCGGGGCUAGGUAUUCGCGGGAAUCACUUCCAGAUUGCUAGGUAUUUGCUCCCCAGGAAAAUGCAAGCCAUGGUUCUAUUACGGUGGCUUGGUUGCCUUGAGUGGUUCCAAAUAAUAGGCAAUUGACCACCCAGACUGGUAUCUGUCGACUGAAAUAGGACUUGCCAAGAAAAUAUAUAAACCCCAGCACCUCAUCGACGGAUGGGAAAGAUGCAAUACAACACAAGCCAAGCUUUCAGACAACUACCGGCAUCAUUACUACCUUGACUCCCAGACUCCACUUGUCCUAUUAUUAUAUCCAACCAAGCAAUUCAUAAUGCAGUUUAUUGUCCACGUUGCCCUUGCCGGCGCCGCCUUACUUAACGGCGCCAACGCUGCUCCCGCCGAGCCAACUACACUACCGGGUCACAUAGUAUGCACCAGUGUCACGACUAUUACAACCACAGUUCCUCCUGUCGGAGUCUGCCACCCUGUGUGUAUCUCGCCAACUAGGACCUGUAGCUUCGGCGAGCCUACCGCUCCUCCUCUACCUACCAUCACGACCAGCACCCUCCCCCACUGCACAAAGGAGGUAGUGAUACACGGACAAUGCGGCGAGUGCGCUACUUGCCUUUCUGCCCCGACCCCUACCCCUUUGGCCUAAGGUUACAACCUAUGCGGAUGGCGCGUAGUUCUUUAGGAGCUUUCAAAAAAAAAAAGGCAUUGUACGAAAGUUAUGGCUAGUUAUAAGAGAUGGUUUUUUUAGGCAGGAUUUGGAAGGAGCAGAGCUUGGGCUUCACAGCAUAGGAUGGAUAGGAUAGGAAGAAAGUUAGGAAAAAGACUCACCUUUCGUCCCUUAACUAGGUAGUUAAUUCACUCCUUUAUUACUUCUCA